AUCGCGGUGUUGCCCUAGCAACCAGGCUGGUGGGACGCGGCGGCGGGGCCUCCAGGCCUCUGGCUGCCUAACCUUGGAACCUUUCACCAGCCCUGCUUGCCUCUAGCACCAUGUCGAUGCGAACGCUACCGCUGCUCUUCUUGAACUUGGGCGGGGAGAUGCUUUACAUCCUGGACCAGAGGCUGCGGGCCCAGAACAUCCCGGUAGACAAGGCCCAAAAAGUUCUGAAUGACAUCAUCUCUACCAUGUUCAGUCGAAAGUUUAUGGAGGAAUUAUUCAAACCCCAAGAGCUCUACUCCAAGAAGGCCCUGAGGACUGUCUACGACCGCCUGGCUCAUGCCUCCAUUAUGAGACUGAACCAGGCCAGCAUGGAUAAGCUCUAUGACCUGAUGACAAUGGCUUUCAAAUAUCAAGUAUUGCUGUGUCCCCGUCCCAAGGAUGUACUGCUGGUCACUUUCAAUCAUUUAGAUGCCAUCAAGGAAUUCAUCCAAGACUCCCCAACCAUCAAGCAUCAAGUAGAUGAGACUUUCCGGCAGCUGACAGAAACAUAUGGCGGUCUCUCUGCUGGGGAGUUCCAGCUGAUCCGGCAGACACUCCUCAUCUUCUUCCAAGACCUGCACAUCCGAGUCUCCAUAUUUCUAAAGGAGAGAGUUCAGAAUUCUAAUGGCCACUUUGUGUUGCCAGUGUCUGGGCCUGUUCCCUGGGGAACUGAAGUUCCUGGAGUCAUCAGAAUGUUCAACAAGAAAGGCGAAGAAAUAAGGAAGAUAGAAUUCAAACAUGGUGGAAACUAUGUCACUGCACUCAGAGAAGGUUCUUUUGAACUUCAUGGAGACCGAGUCCUCAAACUGGGAACUAACAUGUACAGCGUGAAUCGGUCUGUGGAAACCCAUAUGUCUGGAGCAUCGAAGAACUUAGCCUCACGGACACAGGAAAGCAUUCCUCCCAAUCCUCUUGCUAAAGAAGAGCUGAAUCUCUUGGCCAGGCUGAUGGGAGGGAUGGAGAUUAAGAAACCCAGUGGCCCAGAGCCAGGAUUCCGGUUGAAUCUCUUUACCACCGAUGAAGAAGAAGAACAAGCAGCGCUAACCAGACCAGAAGAAUUGUCCUAUGAAGUUAUCAACAUACAAGCUACCCAGGACCAGCAACGGAAUGAAGAGUUGGCUCGAAUCAUGGGGGAGUUUGAGAUCACAGAGCAGCCAAGGUCGAGCGCCAGCAAGGGGGAUGAUUUGCUGGCCAUGAUGGAUGAGUUAUAGAUCUGCUCACCAGGCACACCCCCUCCCCCUACAAAAGGUCUACUGGGAAGGAAAAGCAUAUCAUACUAUAAAACACUUCUUGCAGCAGG
Molecule: messenger RNA, 1339 nt
Organism: Microcebus murinus (gray mouse lemur)
Lineage: Eukaryota; Metazoa; Chordata; Mammalia; Primates; Cheirogaleidae
Gene: OSCP1
Product: organic solute carrier partner 1
Biological process (GO): transport
Cellular component (GO): cytoplasm; plasma membrane
Source: RefSeq, a predicted model, not a curated record